ACUUUGUUUUCAUUUCUUUUUGCCUUACCCCACUUCUAAUAGAUGUUAUAAUAGUAGUCCAACACAAAAGUAAUAAAGCAUGUUCAAAGAACAAGGUCGUCGAGUUGUUGUUGCUACCACUAUAAUUAUAUUGUAUAUAGCCAUUUGCAAUAAUAGCAGUCGUAAUUAUGCACAAAAUAUUCUAUCUCUGCUCAUGCUACCAGCGAUCAGUUUCAUAUCGCUUUUGGCACUGAACUCAAUAGUACUCUUUGUCUAUGUCAAAUAUUUUAUACCAUCCAACUCAUCUACAAUUUUCCCAUCAGUUGCUGCUAAUCAAAAGACAGCAGCACAAUUUAAACCUAUGAAAUUUACUCAUAGAUCAAUAUGGCUCAAGUUACAGCAGGAUUUUUUUGAAGGUUCUUCAACAAGUGAAAGCCUCAAGCAACAGUUAACAGAAAACAAUGAGAUAAAUGCAGCCUUAAAUAACUUUUUGAAGUAUAUCAUGAGAGAUUUUGUCGAAUCUUGGUAUAGCAAGAUCUCACCACCAACAACAACAACAGCAUCGACUGCUGAUAUUAAUGCUAGCGACAACCAUGAUAUUGGUUUCCCAGGCUCCGUUGAAUGUCUUAUACGUUCAGCUAUAACCAAUAUCAUUCAUCGGGUUGAACAAACGGAUAUUUUAUACGUCAUAUUAAACAAGGUGAUACCAAAGAUAACCUUUCAUAUGUAUGAAUUCAGAAUGGCUGAAACAUCUUUACAUACGACGACCAACCAUUCUGCUGGUGAUCAUAACAGUAGUAAUAGUUUUACGAACAAGCACCAGCAAUCAUCAGCACAAUCGUCUACAUUAACAUCAAACAAUAAAAUGUUACCAACAACGGCAGACAAUAUGAUCGAUGAUUUAUUCCUUGCUUCACGGUUUCGUUCUGGUCAGUUGCAUAAAGCACUUACGAGUGGAGCAGUUGUUACCACUAAACCUACAGAAAUUGCCUAUUUGAGAGAACUAGUUGAACGGCUAUUGCCAUUCAUUUUCGAUGCAGCGAGUCUGAAAGAAGAAAUAGAGUCUGAACCUGUUAAAAUCGUACUACGUGAAAUUUUGGCGAAUUCUGUAUUGCAGCCUGUCAUGAAUAUGUUAGCUGACCCUGAUUUCUGGAAUCAGACAAUUGAUGCAUAUCUAGGUAAAGCCAUUAUCGAACAGAAAAUGGUAAAGCAGUUACGUGAAGUACUGGAUCGACAUUCUACACAACAGCUACAACAAGAUUACUGGGAUGACGAAAAAUCGAUAUCAGAUAAAUGGCUGAAUAAUUUGACUACGUUAAAUAGAAACGAAAACAAAAACAGCGAUAACGGCAGUGCCAACAAUAUAGAUGGUGAUCUACAGAAGACACAACUGAAACGUCAACAUAUUGAAAUGUCCAAGGCUUUUUCAGAUACAGAGACUAUUCCUGCUCAUUCCAGAGGCUCUGGCAAUAGCAGUGACAGCGACUAUAAUGAUUUGGACGGUACCGAAUAUAAGACUGAAAAUAGUGUUGGAAGCCUUUUGCACAUUUUUAAAUCAGUUUUUGAUCCAGUUUCCUUGAACUCAACGCCAUCAACAGCUGCUGUAAUAAAAACAAGUAAACGUAAUGGAAACGAAUAUCGGCAAUUUGGUAUUGGUGGUCUACCUAUAGGAAAACAACGCUCUUUCCAGGAUUUAAUGAAUAUGAUACAGGAAGAAAGGAAACUGAUUGAUUUAAAGAGAGUAAGAAACGAUAUUGUUACUCAAAUUCGAAAAAGAAAGGCACAGAUUGUAAACCAUGAUAUAGCUGAUAGGGAUCCCGAAGAGAUCCUUGAUGGCGAAAAAGUAGAGGACAUAAUGACAUACUUGAGCAGGCUAGAUGUUGCUAAAAAACGGGUAGAUAAGCGUAUUGCUUUUCUGUCAGGUGAACAAAACGGUAGCUUUAGAAAUUCGACAUCAAAACUGUUUAGUAUGGGAUCUCAGAAACGGAGUGUCGCCUCUUAUACUUCUCCUACCAGUAUUAGGUUCUCGUUAAAGGAUAUACUGACAAACACAGCUAGUCUAUCGUAUUUUAUGGAAUUUAUGGAUCGUCGCGGGGAAAUUAUCAAACUACAAUUCUGGCUUAUUGUUGAAGGGUUUAGCAAUACAGAUCUUUCCGCUAGUAGAAACCAACAAAGACAAUUUUUGGACGAUGUGAAAAUGGUUUUCGAAACAUAUUUUACAGAAUUGUCUCCUCAUCGAAUACAUAUUGCUGACCAACUAAUUACAGAUUUAAAAGGUAUAAUACAAACAGCAGAGAAAAGCUAUGCUAAUGAAGAUGAUGCUGCACAAGGAUUUACCAGUCAUAUCCAUGAACUUCGAUUACGGUUGUUGCGAAUUCAGCAGUAUAUAUUUAGAGAAAUUGAGAAGGAGCAUUAUCCUUACUUCAAGAGAUCAGAUCUUUAUUUUAAAUUUCUUUCUUCAGCGCCCAAUAUGAUAUCUGCGAACGCAAUAGACAAUGUAAACAUAAGCAAUGAUACAGUAUCAUCGACAUCACCCCCCAAUUCUAGGCGAAGUUUAGAUGAGAGCGAACUCUACAGUAGUCAGAUUGAUGUCGCAGCUUCGAAACGCCCCUCAUCAUUGCACGAACCAUCAAUAACAUCAACUCAGUCACCUUCGUCUUUAUUGCCCCAAUCAAGUAUAACUACUACUGCUCAAGAAUAUUUUUUGAAGAACGGAACGCCACAACCACUGUUGUCACAAUCAGAUAGCAAUCAACUAACAGGGAGAAGUAACCAGAAGCAGCGUGAUCUACUCAUAGCAUCAACACCAUCGAUAUCCACCAAUAUAAAAAAUUCUUCUUUAAAAUUUAACUAUUUUUCUAGCAUGUUCCCUUCGCCAUUUAAUUAUCGGCGACCUCGGGCUAAGUCCUCAACCUCCCUUACAGCACCCUUGUUAAGCCCCCCAACUAACGGACAGAAACAUGCUGACAAUCAAUCCAUAUUAUUCUUUGAGAAAUCAUCAGAAAAUAGGGAGGAAGAAGAGCUGCAGCAACAAGCUCCUCACUUACCAAGAACAUUAUCAAAACGAACUUCACUUGUACGCAGCAAUACGGUAGAUGCUGUAGAGGCCGAAUUACGGUCCAUUCUCGACAGCAAUAGUAUUGCAAACAUAGCAUUGAAUGAGGACGAUGUUGAAACUUCAAGUAAAUCUUUUACGAAAAAAGCAUUCAGUUUGUGUGGAUCUAAGGCUAAUAUAAAAGCAGCUACUGCUCUACCAGUGCAAAAUAUAUCUUUUUUACCCACUUGGACAUCAAAUGGUGGUAUAGGCACUGAAAAUGAAUUUAAGCAUUAUUCUCUAGAAGAAAUAGCAUCUUCCAAAAGCAAUGGACCAUUUAUCUCAACAAUGAAACUGGAAACUGACACUAUUAAUCGAACUACUGAUAGUCCAACUGAGAACGACAAGCACCCAUCACCUGAAGUAGAUGCGAGUACCAUUAGUGACACAGACAAUAGCAAUAUUCAUUUGGCACCACCCGGCGACCUUUUGCUUGCUACCAAAAUUGGACAACUAAAUGAAGAAAUUGAAAAAUUAAUUGCACAGGAAGCGAUUGUCGAUGCUUUGGUCGCCAAAGCAGAAGAGCAACAAAAUAAAGUAGAAGAACUACGUAUUCUCAAAAAAUCAAAAAGUAUGUUCCGACAAGAAAUACAACAAAUGCAAUAUCAAAAAUCCCAAUAUCAACUGCAAGAGUCCGAAAAUGUUCUUUUACCCCAACGUACUCAAGUGCAUAUUACCAGUGCUACUAUAGGCUCAGACAAGAAUGGCGAUUUUGCAUUAUAUAUUAUUGAAGUGCAGCAGCUUUCUUCUUCAACGACAUCCAUGAAUGCAGAGGAACAACGUUAUGCCUCGGGAGGUUGGAUCGUUGCUCGACGCUAUAGUGAAUUCUUUGCUCUACAUCAAAAACUUAAAGAGAAGCAUCCAGUUGUCAAGUCGUUCGAAUUUCCGUCAAAACAAUGGCCCUUAUUUAUGAAGUUGCAAAAAUCUUUUGUAGAAGCCAGACGUGUGAGUCUAGAGCGAUAUUUAAGGACAUUGAUGGCAGAUCCAGAAAUCUGUAACAGUCAAGAGUUCCGCGCUUUCCUGUCACAACAAAAUAUCUAUGUGCCUGGUCCGUCCACUGUUACCUUUGAAAACAGCAACGUAGGAAAAAAAAAGCUUCAGCAACGAUCACCAUCGACGAAAAAUAGGACAUCUUCCUCAACAUCUUCCCUACAGUCACUAUAUUGUAGUAAAACUGGCCAACAGCUUUCUACCAAUUCAUCACCAUCAAUCCAACAUUUACAAAAAUCUAUUAUUGCUGAUAACAAUAACAUGCAAUCACAGCAACAGCAGCAACAGCAAUAUCAUUCAAAAGGCUUCAUGCGCCAAAUUUACAAAACAGUAGCGGCAGGGAUUGAUGAUAUCCUCAUCGCACCUUCAAUGUUAGAUCUAAUUACACAACGUUUAAGUGAACAAGUUGUUAUGGAAUUCUCUUCUCUAUCCAUCGAUAACAGAGAACAGCAGCCUUCAAUAUCCAGUUCGACUAGCUCUAGCACAAGUUCAGUUCGCAGUAAUAAAAAAACGAUACCAGCAACAAUUACAGAGCCUUCUGUUAUGGUGGAGCCUACAACAACGACAGGAACAAAGGCGGAAGGAACCGCGCACUUUACAGAAUCACUUUGCGAUCUAUUUAUAGAGAUGUUUGAAUUGAAGGAUAAGACAAAUUGGUUACGAAGACAAGCAAUUGUAAUCAUCAUUCAACAAAUUUUGGAGGGAACAAUUGAAAGAAAACUGAAGGAAGCGAUGACGCACCUUCGAUCUCCAUCUAUGAUCUUAUUAUAUUUAAACAAGGUUAUGGAUGGCUUGUGGCCAAAUGGGGAACGUAUGGCAAGUAAAGAACCAAGAACAUUAGAGACAAAAGUACAGACAAGGGACGAAGCAAAUCGAAAGUUAUCCACUUGGUUACCAGGUCUAUAACGCCUUAACUAUACACAUUUUCUUUUUUAAAUCCUUCGAAUACUGACCCUCUUCUGCUAAUACUGUAAUAUAGACUUACUGGGGAGUACCGUGGGCAGACAGAAUGCUAGGAAAGGCGCAAGACGGUUAUUCUCAGUACUUCAGAAUAAAAGGCUCAACCAAGAUCUUGUUUAUAAUUUACUAGAUGAAAUCGUUUAUGCACUAUUCCCUGAAUUACAAGCAGAAACAACGACAAAUGCCAUAUAAUGUACACACUUUUUCUCAUAACAUCAAUAUAGAGUAGUUAGGCUACGAAUACCAUUUAGUCCCCAUUCG
Messenger RNA from Mycotypha africana, 5284 nucleotides. RefSeq names its product PXA domain-containing protein. The record is from RefSeq and is a predicted model, not a curated record. The transcript has 6 exons. Gene Ontology annotation, cellular component: intracellular membrane-bounded organelle. Lineage: Eukaryota; Fungi; Mucoromycota; Mucoromycetes; Mucorales; Mycotyphaceae. Bases 80 to 4969 code for a protein of 1629 amino acids. Gene Ontology annotation, molecular function: phosphatidylinositol binding.